AUGCCGAAACAUAUCAUUGAUGAGAUUGAAUCUCUCUCCCUUGCCACUGGCUUUAUCCUCAAGAAUGGGGAUUUUACUGAGGAGAAAAGCUUGCUGGUGAAGCCAACCAUGGGCGGGACCUGGCACUGGUCUCCUAUAAAAGGUCUUCACUCACAGGAUUCAAUCAGGAAGACUCGUGCCUACAUAUUGCAGGAGAUUGCAAGGAUGACCAUCUAUCCCGAGGCCGGUGUCAGUCCUACCUUGAGGCGCAAGAAGGGUAUUGUCAUUGGGGUGGCCAGAGCUGUGUCUACUGAGCUGUAUCACAUUGUCGAGAAUGACCUCAUAGAGGAGGAGAUGGACACAGCGAAACUGGCGGUGGGAUACGAUGGCGAAACCAUAGUGAUCAAAAACGACGUGGACUCAAAGUGGAAGGAGGAGCUGUCCAAACCUUUGAACUUGUCUGAAACCGAAAAUAAAGUGAUUCAAAGACUGCUCUUAAUCUCCCAUGGAGUCAUUCCCCUCCAGGGCUACUCAUUGGUCACGACUUCCCACCACUACAAUGACAAGUCGAAGAGAGCAUUUUCCGCGGUGGAGAGGCAGUUUUUUUCUCGCUGUGACCAAUUAUCUUGGUGGAAAGAGGAUGAAGAAGCCUUAAGGGACGCUAUGUGGCACAAGGCUGGACAUCCAGUGAAGAUAUCUUUCAAGAAGGAGAUUGCCUGCAGUAUUACUAUCAAGCAGAGUCUGGCUAACGCAGGUAUUGGGAGCGUCGCAUGUAGGCUCCCUGCCACUGAAGACGUCGUUUGGAAGGCUGAAGCCUACAGGAACCUUUUAAAAACUUUGUCACCUAUCUUCGAUGAUGAGGUCAAGUGGGAGGCUCUUGAUGAGAUGUUAUCAUAUCUGAAUCAUUUCUCCGCUGCUAGGCCAACAGAGGUAGUGACCGUUCACAACGCGCCUACUCACCUCAUGAGCUUGGACACGAGGGAGAAGGUCGUGACAUGGAUUGCACAAUGGUGCUCUCAGAACGCUGAAAAAGUAGCUAUUUGUUUAGGCUUUCACACGGCCUUGCUUGAAAACGCUGGAAAGUUUCCCGGACCCUCCUACUCGCUCAUGGUACUCAGAACCAAUGUUGACUCCUACAUCUUAGGGACAAAGCUUUUCUCUGAUUAUACCGUCUUCAAGGCCAAGCUUCGUCAACUCAUGGACAGUGUCUCAUAG
Arabidopsis thaliana (thale cress) is the source of this 1194-nucleotide messenger RNA. RefSeq lists its product as uncharacterized. Lineage: Eukaryota; Viridiplantae; Streptophyta; Magnoliopsida; Brassicales; Brassicaceae. The coding region runs from base 1 to 1194 and encodes 397 amino acids. The record is from RefSeq and is marked reviewed. The transcript has a single exon.